Molecule: messenger RNA, 689 nt
Organism: Lobosporangium transversale
Lineage: Eukaryota; Fungi; Mortierellomycota; Mortierellomycetes; Mortierellales; Mortierellaceae
Exons: 4
Coding region: 73-624 (183 amino acids)
Biological process (GO): maturation of 5.8S rRNA
Source: RefSeq, a predicted model, not a curated record
UCAUUGUCCAUAGUUCAUCACCUUUCUUCCUCUUUCGUCCCCCUCAUUGGCUAGCUGUGGUUUUUAGAAAACAUGGCUGCUGAAAUACCUCAUAAAAAAGCUCUUUCGGGCAAGCUGCUCACUAUGAAAUUUAUGCAGAGACAGCAGGAAAAAGAGACACGGGAAAAGCUGGAGCAGGAGCAAGUCAGGGUAAUUACUGAGGCCCAUUGGGUAUUGGAAAAUAAGAUCGAGCUCCCUAAACCGAAAUUCCAAGUGGAGUACGAAUCUAGUUUUUUGCAGAUGGAGAGUACUGAGCGAUCAAGCAUUGGGCGAGUGUCAUUUCAAAAUUUCAAUGAGGAGGUCGAGAGAUCAGCCUUAAAGAAAUCAAGGGAGCAGCGGCUAGAUCGUGAGUUGAAGAGAGAGAGGCACAACGAGAUUGAUGAUGUAGAUAUGGCAAAUCAACUUGGUAAUAAGGCAAAGAAAUUGAAAACAUCAACGUCACCAUCUACUUCAAAGAAACCCAUUUCAAAUAGGAGAGCGCCACCACAAUCUAAUAAUCAAGGCAGUCAGAAAAUGAAUGGAGGCAAUAGUAGUGGCAAUGGAACUAGCGAGACACAGCGGACGUUCAUGAAACCAAAAGAGUAGUAAAAACAAGGCACAUCAAAAAUCAUCUCUUCAUUCAAUUACCAAAUAGCAAUAGCGCAUACAAG